This is a messenger RNA of Daucus carota subsp. sativus, 1153 nucleotides long. Its product is annotated as protein MIZU-KUSSEI 1. Lineage: Eukaryota; Viridiplantae; Streptophyta; Magnoliopsida; Apiales; Apiaceae. The coding region runs from base 250 to 951 and encodes 233 amino acids. The record is from RefSeq and is a predicted model, not a curated record. Gene Ontology annotation, biological process: hydrotropism. The transcript has a single exon.
UCACCACAUUUCAAAUAAAUUGACUCUGUAACAUAUUAUAUAACCUUAACUACUUACUAUAUCUCCGGACUUAUUUGCUACACUCAUGAAACUCGCCGCUAAAACAAGUCAAAUACUCAACGUGCAUCCCACACUCAUUUUUCUAUAUACAUCUCGUUGAUCACCCCUACAAAUAAUCAAAACCAUCAAGAAUUCAGCUGUUUAGUUCUCCAACAUUACACAUUUUAUCACAACUUUCACACAAAUUCAAUGCAAAAACCUCAAUCACCUUCACCAAGAUACUCCCCUGCACCAAAUGUCUCACUCCAACAAUCUCCUCAUCACAAAAAGAAGCCCUCCAAAUCCACCAAGAUCUUUCGACAAGUUCGAUCCGUUUUUCGCUCAUUUCCCAUCAUAACUCCCACGGCAUGUAAGUUCCCCGUGUCCCUCAACCAUCACCACGAUCACAAUCACAUCCACGGAGGCACGAGGAUGACGGGAACACUUUUUGGGUACCGAAAGUCGAGGAUAAACCUCGCCAUCCAGGAGAAUCCGAGAUGCGUUCCCAUGCUUAUACUAGAACUUGCUAUUCUUACUGGAAAACUUCUGCAGGACAUGGGGCAGGGGCUGGUGAGGAUCGCGUUGGAGUGUGAGAAGCGGAGUGAUGGAGGCAAGACUCAGCUCAUUGAUGAGCCGAUAUGGACGUUGUUUUGUAAUGGAAAGAAAACAGGGUAUGGAGUGAAGAGAGAAGCGACGGAUGAGGACUUGAAUGUGAUGCAGUUGUUGCAUGCUAUGUCGAUUGGUGCUGGAGUGCUGCCUAGCGAGGCGACUGAUGCAGGGGAUGGGGAAUUGACGUAUAUGCGUGCAAACUUUGAACGUGUGACGGGAUCGAAAGAUUCAGAGACUUAUUAUAUGAUGAAUCCUGAUGGAAAUAGUGGAGCGGAGCUUAGUAUUUUCUUUGUGAGGAUUUGAUUUGAUUUCAUUUUAUUGCUUUUUCUUUUAGGUUCUUGCAUUUAAGUACUGUAGUUGAGGAAUUGGUUUCAGAUUGUUUUGUUUAGUUGGACAUGUAUGGCAGCAUAAGUUUCAGUAUUAUGUGAAUGUUUAAGCCUGUAAGUAUGUACUAUCUGGCAUCUGCUGUCGAUUAUUAUGUUAUAUGUUCGGCUAUGUAACCAAA